AAACUGAAAACCACUUCUUGGAGAAGAAACGCUGAUGCGGCAGAGUGAGUGCAUCAUACGCGGUACUGUAUGUCAACGCCAGAUAUGACCCCGCUGCAAAGGCGGUGGGAAGACAAGGAAGUUGACUCAACGAAUCAAGUGGCAGAAGGAUGCAAUCAUAGUGGAUGUAAACUAGUCGACAAGUUUAUUUGCAACACUUGCUGCAAAUUUCUCAACAUUGCGCAUUUGGCUACGACCUGCAAGGCAGACAGUCCAAGAUAUUUCGUCUGUUUAAAUUAGUUGAUUAAAGCAACAGUAUUGUCUAUUUAGUUGCUGUUUUGAAACCCAUGCAAUUAUUUCAUAUUUCACAUGAUUUCCACUUUUAUCAAUAGGGCUAUUGAGCUCUCCUUUGUACUGCGGCCGGUAGCACUUGCACGCCUUGCCAAAAUAAUGUGAGCAUUUGGAUUGUAUUUCACAAAAAAAGGUAAACGUGUCGCUGUAAUGAAGUUAAUAUGAACAUUUCGAAUAGUCUGCAAUGGUAACCGGGGAAUGUGGAACAACCAUGCAUCAAAUUCUGCGGAGGAGAAAAGUGCGCAAACUUCGCUUCGUCUGGGUAUUCAUGGCCAUGGUGGCUCUGUCGCUCUCCGCUUGCAGCGCAAUGUUUACGGCGUGGACCUGGAGACAGACGCGAGACCUGUCACAGUCAUUAAAAACUCUGCACGACCGAUUGGAGCAGGUGAAUACUCAGCGGAAGGCCAUUGUCCAACUCAUCAUGGAGAAGAGAGAUUUGCUGGUGGGCCAAAGGGUGAAGAGAGAUGGGGGAACUGGAAAAGGGAAGAAUGGACAUGGAAAGAAAGUGGCUUCUCAGUUUGAGAUAACCAAAGAGUCUGUUCAGAAAGUGGGAGAGGACGGCUUGAUAAAAGGAUGGACGGACUCCGAGCACUUGAAUAUGAGCAAGGCGGUGAAGUACAAUGCAGACAGAGGCAUCUUCACAGUUGAGAGAACGGGAGUCUACUUCCUGUACUGUCAGGUGUUGUUCAAUGAGAACCAGUCUCAGCUGGUGAAGCUGGACGUGGCGGUGGUGAGGGGGAGCCAGCGGCUUCAGAGGUUACAGUGCAUGGAGGGCUACGGGACUACGCCUGCAGCCGGAUCACACCAGUUCCACUUCCUCAAACCCUGCCAGGUGUCCGGCCUGCUGCGGCUGGAGAAGGGGGUGGAGCUAAAAGCCAUCACAGGCCCCGCUUUCAACCUCCACAUCACGGGAAAGCAUUACUUCGGUCUCUUUAAGGUCAACUGAGCUACAGGAGAGGAUGGGCAUUUUAAAAGGAAGGAGGAGAAACCUGUUUUAAAGGAAGUGUUUUGUCUUAUUCCGACCUGUAUCGAAGAGACACACCAAUGUGAUAUUUCCGGAUUCGUUUUUAUUGUGAAAUCUGGACCAAUGAUCUGAAUCGUUGGAAUAACUAUGAAUCAUGUUACCUAUAGACACUCUGUAUGAUACCUUUUCAAAGACAGAAACUACAAGGAAGAAAGUGAAACUAUAUUAUGCACUUCUGGACUCUCCAAGAGUUUCUACCCCUGCUUCUUUGAAGAUUUAAAACGAAUGGAAUAUUCUCUGAUGGAGCUCUUUUGGAGCACAACACAUCCACCUGACUCUUCUUUCACCGUGACUUGGCCUGAAGACUGCGGGUGCACCUCUCUGAGGAGCUACGCUGGUGGACUACUGAAUGAGAAGGAUUUUGGAUAAUGAGCUCUACAACUCUUGUCUCUUUUCCAUUGUAAUCCUAGCUUAGGUUAUUUCAGUAGCUUGGAGAUAAUAUAAGCAGCCCAACCCCCCCCCACCCCAUUCAGAACAGCCUCAGUUCGUCAGGGCAUGAACUAUACAAUGUGUCAAAAGUUUUCCACACGGAUGUUGGCCCAUGUUGACUCCAAUGCUUCCCACAGUUGUGUCAAGUUUGCUGGAUGUCGUUUGGGUGGUGGACUGUUCUUGAUACACAUAGGAAUGUGUUGAGCGUGAAAAACCCAGAAGCGUUUCAGUUCUUGGCCCCUGUUCAAAGGCACAUAAAUCUAUUGUCUUGCCCGUUCACCCUCUGAAUGGUGCACAUACACAAUUCCUGUCUCAAUUGUCUCAAAGCUUAAAAAUCCUUCUUUACCCGGUCUCCUACCCUUCACCCCUUCAUCUACACUGGUUGACGGGGAUUUAACAAGUGACAUCAAUAAGGGUAGGGAUCAUAGCUUUUUUAUGUCAUGGAAGGAGCAGGUGUUCUUAAUGUUUUGUGCACUCAGUGUUUAUCAUCUUACCGAAAGAAUGCAUCUCAAUCUGCUAAUAUUAUAGGCCUAUCGUAUAUAAUUUUCAGAUGCAAAUAUUGUUCUGUUCACAUUCAACUAAACAGCGAUGCGCACCUUGGCUCAAGCCUAAAAACCGCCAUCAAAAGUCCAUUAUAGUGCACUGUGCUAUGAGACGCAUUGGAUUGAACCUUGACCUGUAUGUGAAAAUAAGGGUCAACCUGUGGAGAUAUUUCAUGGUGGAAAUAGAAAUGAUUUUGUAUAUUAUAUUCACAAUACUUGUACUCAUUCCAAAGCGCUCUUACGUGCCAUUUGCAGCAGUAUGUUUUGAAUACAGACAGUACAAACAAAGUAUUUCUAUCAGGUGGUUUGGUUUAAUGUUUCACCACUCCUACUCUGGUUUAUAAGUAGUAUGUGGGGGACCACAUUGGUUUCUGCUCAGCAAUUUCCACACAUGCACGCACACACGUAUGCAAACACACACACACACACACACACACAGCAAAAGUCAAGUGAUUAUGGAUUCCAGCUCUAAACGUCAUUUCUCAUCAUUAGAUCAAAAGUGUAAAAUUUGGUUUUGUAAUGUAUACAUAGUUCUUGUUUGAUUUCCUAAUCCUUCUCCGCUUCCCUUUUGUGUUUACCCACUUUGCACCUCUCCUCACACACACAGACACAGACACACACACACACACACACACACACACAGCUCCUCAACUCUCACUUCCUGAUUCCGAUCUUGAACCAAAUAGCUGAAAGCGUUUGAUGAAAAACAUGUCGGGUACUUCCCUCCCCAAUUCCUUUUAUUUCAAAUGUCAAAGUUUAUUGCCACUUCAAAAAGCCUUAUUUUGCACAAUGAGGCCUUUCGCUGAGAAGUCUUAACAAGUAGGGCAAGGUUGAAGAACCAGUGAGGGGAUAUUGUGUAUAUUCAUGUUUGCGAAAUUAUGUCUGAAAUGCUGGUUGUUGUUCUAAACUCACUUCCUAUAAAAAUGUUAACCUUGAAAACGUU
This is a messenger RNA of Oncorhynchus kisutch (coho salmon), 3268 nucleotides long. Its product is annotated as tumor necrosis factor ligand superfamily member 12-like. Gene Ontology annotation, molecular function: tumor necrosis factor receptor binding; receptor ligand activity. Bases 515 to 1276 code for a protein of 253 amino acids. Gene Ontology annotation, biological process: immune response. Lineage: Eukaryota; Metazoa; Chordata; Actinopteri; Salmoniformes; Salmonidae. Gene Ontology annotation, cellular component: membrane. The record is from RefSeq and is a predicted model, not a curated record. The transcript is spliced from 6 exons.